UGUGCAUUCAAUAAUAAUUAUUAUUUAUCAUGAAUACUAUUAUUUUCUUAUUCAAUUCUUUAUCUGUUAAUUGUUUCAGCACAAUCACUCCUCUUCCUCUAAAAGUCCCCUUUCCUCCUUCCUCCUUUUACAAAUUGACUAUAAUGCGAUGAUAUGAAAGUGUUCUGUAUAGUCUGCACUCCUUUCCUCUUACUACAUUCUGCGUCAAUGGAGUAUGCAACUUGCAUGAGCUCCAUCUGUCACUGAAGUAUAGUUAUACUGAUGCUAUCAGUUAUUUAAAGGGCAACCAUUAUAUGCAAUACAGUCUUAGGUGUAAGAUUAUCAAUAGGACACAAGUGUGUGUGUGUGUGGUCUUGAGAAGUAGGAGGUUAUGGAGAUUAGGUUAUGCAAACAGUAAGAGGUGCAAGGGGAGGAUGCACACUCCAUUAUCAUACAACUUAAGUAAACUUUCCUCCUCUUUUUGCUUCGUUAGCUCUGGAAUUUAAUAAACUACGAUAUAACUAGAAGGUAUCAGUAUAGAGUCUCCAUUAUUUGUAGUACAGAGCUUCAAUCGUCUGUUUGUCAAUUGUGAAUUGUCUUUAUCUGUAGCACAGAGCUUCAGUUAUCUGUAGCUAAGAGAUGAGGACCUUCAACAGUGUUAUUCUCCUACUCUUCAUUGCAGGAACUUCUGUUAAUGGUUACAUACAGCAUUAUGGUGUUGAUUUUUUAAAUGUUACAGUCCACGUGAAAUUCUCAGGAGCUUGCGAUGUUGCAAGCGACUUUACAACGACUGUAGCAAAUGCCCCACGAGGCAGUUCAAUAUUAAACAUUUUGGAGCGUGCCAACACUCAACCUCCUUUUUCUACCUUUGAGGUGUUGUAUGGCGUCCAUAACACAAGCUACAUUUUAGUUAGCAUUAAUGGGAAAAUAAAUAAUGUAUCGUGCAAUUGGUACGUGUCCACAGAUCCAGUGACGUCCAGUGAAACUGGGUUCUUUCCGUUGAGCGACGUCCUGGUGACUAACAUGGGAAUGGAAGUUACUUUCGACUACAAAGCUAGCAGCGAAGAAAAAGUAUUGCCACGAACAACUUCUGUGAAAAAUGCCAAUAAUCAAGUGCCCUCUUCUGAUAUUGGUCAUAUUGAUUACAAUCUUCAAGGCACUUCACCUUGCUCUAUUGAGAGAGUUAGUUUUCCAAGCACUCCAUUGGAAUUGUCCUUCAGAUAUGGCGAGUCGGCACUCAACGUUGUAGAAACUGCUAUGAACAUUGAACCAGAAUAUAACGUAGUCCUUCAAAAUUUCUUUGGAAUUCAUUACAUCGUCAAAUCGUUUGGGAGUCAUAGCGUACCCGGUUGCCAGUGGUGUCCGUACUUCACUCCACCUGGUGGAUCCCAGUAUCCACUUACAGCAACCAUUAGCAACUUCAUAAUUCCAUUGACUGGCGGUACUUUGAUCUAUAGCUACGAGCAAUCAUGUGGAAGCAGUGCUACUGCAGAUCUUCACAGCAUCAUGGAUCAAUACAAUGGAGCUAAUGGGCAUUGCUAUGAAGGAGGUUGCGAUUCGCAAUGAACAUGUCAUGACUGAUAACGUAGGAAUGACAUUUUAGUAGAAAACAUGUAGUUAGAUCUAUUAUUAUUAUUGUUAUUUUGCUGCUUAUUAACAUUUUCAAUACAUUUAGAUCCAAGCUAUACUAUUAUUGUCUAAAAUGAUAAUUAUUUUCCUUUGAUGUGUUCACAUGCUUUGUACAUGAACAUGAACUCUGAGAAUUCUAAAAAUUCAGCUAGUAAAUACAGACAGCUUUAUUUCAUUAGAUCAGUUUUCAUCUUUCAGACUUCUCCAGACUUCCUCCUUCAUAACCUAAUCAACAUACCUUCAAUAAUCCUUUCAACAAUGUGGUGCUAACUAGCUGCCACAUCAAACAGAAGACACUGCAUUGCCACUAUAGCCAGAGGUGCUGGAUAUCACACAAGCGCUUCCAUGGAGUCUUAUAUAAGAAAGAGAAGGUAGAUCUAAACUGGCAGACAGGAGCUAUAGUGAGACAAAAAUUCCUUGAAUCAGAAUAGUGAGUAGUCAUCAUGUUGCUGUUAGUACCACUAGUCCUCUUUAUUGUUGAAAUGAGCUUAUCACAUGCUUUCAUUCAUCAUUUUGGCAUUGAUGCUUUUGAUGUUAGUGUUCAUGUGGAGUAUGACUCAGCUUGCAGCACAAACAGCAACUUCAGCCAAAUUGUGAAUGUCCCAAGAGGAAGCAGUUUAUUAAAUGUCUUGGAGCACUCUAAUCAGCUCUAUCCAGUCUUCAACGGUUUCAAAGUUCUCUACAUUGCAAACUCAACCUAUUUACUGACCAGUAUCAAUAGUGACUCUGUCACUCCAUCUUGCCAUUGGACAGUUAAGACUGAUCCUCCAACCAUCAAUCCAUCCAUCACUGAUGAAAGAAUAUACAUAGUAACUGUUGAUGGUAUCACUAACCUCUCACCACUUGGUCUUAAUAAUGUGUACGUUACCAAUAUCGGCAUGACAGUGAAAUUUGUGCUUGAGACAGUCCCGGAUUAUCCUGAGAAGAAAGUCCAUAAACAAGAAUGGCUGAACAAACUCAAAGGAAUCAAUAUGACAGAUUUACAGCAGUCAGCACCAAACAUUAGUGUCCAGUAUGAGGUAACUGGAACUACUUCAAUAUGUCCCCUGCCCUCCUUUGCUGGUAGAAGAGAAAUACCUUCAACUCCAUUAACCCUCUCUAUACCAGCUGGGGCCUCCGCUCUUAAUGUGAUGGAAGCAGCUGUGAACUUGGAACCAGCUCAUAAUUUCAUUCUCAAGAACAUAUUUGGAAAGUACUACAUUGUUGAUAGCAUUGGAGGGUCUUCAACAUCCGGUUGCGUCUGGUGUGGGUACUUCACUCCAUUGGCUGGGCCACCAGCUGCUCCUUCUUACCUCCUUACUGCCGAUAUCAAUAAUUUCAUAAUCCCACUCUCGGGCGGAGCCCUCACCAUGCACUACGAUACAUCAUGCAGUGCUGCUUUGGAUCAUUUCAAAAGAGGCAUAUUGGAUUUUAAGAUCCCUCUACCACCUCACUACAACCCAUUCAUGGUCUUUAGGGAGGAGGAAGAGUUGAUGAAGAAGAAAGUAUCCGCCCAUUUUACUGACGAACUUUAAAAACUUUUUUAUGAUUGAUAAUAUUUUUGAGACUCAACUACAACUUCUAAUUUUGAACUAGCUACUCUAUUGUUCUUGCAUACACUUCUGUCCAUACAUGUUUAUUUUCUUAGUUAGUAAUUGUUUGAGUCAAAUACUAA
Molecule: messenger RNA, 3262 nt
Organism: Amphimedon queenslandica
Lineage: Eukaryota; Metazoa; Porifera; Demospongiae; Haplosclerida; Niphatidae
Product: tRNA (guanine-N(7)-)-methyltransferase non-catalytic subunit wdr4-like
Exons: 5
Coding region: 2052-3122 (356 amino acids)
Biological process (GO): tRNA modification; RNA (guanine-N7)-methylation
Cellular component (GO): nucleus; cytosol; tRNA methyltransferase complex
Molecular function (GO): protein binding
Source: RefSeq, a predicted model, not a curated record